Messenger RNA from Annulohypoxylon truncatum, 3208 nucleotides. RefSeq lists its product as uncharacterized. The record is from RefSeq and is a predicted model, not a curated record. The transcript has a single exon. Bases 109 to 2742 code for a protein of 877 amino acids. Lineage: Eukaryota; Fungi; Ascomycota; Sordariomycetes; Xylariales; Hypoxylaceae.
UAGGCAUCGUAUCACAAUGGGAGUCAACACUCCUUCUAGACAGGUAGGAAAUAGGCAACAAUGCCUACCUAUCUUACCGCGGCGUGAUCGUAAUUCUCGUGGUAUAUUAUGAGAGGCCUUUACUUUCCUUUUUUCACUCGAGGACAGUGGCGAUACUCGUGCGGAGCACUUAAACGUCCGGUUACGAGGCCAGCACGACUCGUAUCUUUGUUCAGCUGCCCCGCUAGAAAUCUCUCGCCCUCAUCCUCACCUUCACCUUCACCUUCACCUUCACCGCCAUCCACCAUCCGCCGUCCCCAUUCCUCUCAUAACUCCAUAGCCUACGCGAGGGUCCAGUACCGCGCGAUGGCUCCCCCAAACCCCUUCUCCACGCUUCUUAACAACAACACCCUCACAGCCCGUCUCGCCGUUCUACAGCCGGCCGCGGAACAAGAAGCCCCCAUUGAGCUAACGCUCACGGAGGCCGUGAUCAAGGACGCAUCGUACGAAUGCAUAUCGUACGACCGGUCCGCGGAAACCGCUUCUGCCGCCGCGAAUAACACCACCACGACGGUAUCCGUCGAUGGCGCGCCCCAGGACAUUCCCAAGCAGUUAGGCGACGCGCUACGCACGUUCCGGCGCAAGACGCGCCCACGCACCCUCUGGGCAGACGUCCUCGUGGGCCGCACGCCGGCGGAGAUGAGCGCGCAGGCCCGGGUCCAGCGCGCCGUGCUCGAGGGCGCCGAGCGCACUUUAUGCUGGCUGAGCUCAGAUAAAGGGGACUUGACGACGAGGGCCUUCGCCACGAUCGCGGAGAUGGGGCGGCGCUUCGACGAGGCGAGUCGGGGCGUCGGGCUAGGUCCCGACGACCGGCUGUCGGCGGCGACGGUGCAGCAGUUGACGGGGAUCAGGGAGCGGCUGCUCAGCUGCCCCGCGGGCGACCUGGAUUCGUUCGACUUCGCGCUGUGGCGGGAGAUCUCCGCCGUCUUCGGGUCCGCGUACUGGCAGAGCGUGCAGGCGGUCGCGGAUAUCGCUUUGGCUAAAGUGCCGAUCGUGGUCUGCGGGCGGGGCAACAUCCACUGGCCGGGGUACAUCGCGGCGUCGCGCGCGAUGCCCUUCUUCCAGGCCAAGUUCUUCGGGGUCCCGCUGCUGCCGCACGUGAUGAAGGGCUUCGAUAUCGCGAACCAGAUCGAGAUCGCGGAGCGCAGGAGGCGGUUGGGCGAGUCGGUGGAGCUGCUGCCCAUGGUGCAGACGGCGCGCGAGUGCGGGCCGAGGGAUGUGAGGGACAGCGUGUUUUCGAUGGUGUUGCUUGCGACGCCGUCGCGGCGCGUGGAGUUUCAUAAGGAGGGCCCUCAGCCCUUGCCCAAUAUUGAUUAUGGGAAGACGCCGCAGCAAGUGUUCAUCGAGACAGCGAGAUACACGGUUCUCGAGCGCCAGGACUUGAUGCUCUGGUAUGCCGAGCGUCCGCCUUGCGAGAAGCGGUUGAAGGGCUUGCCGACCUGGGUCCCUGAUUUCGGCGCUAUACCGCCUAAGGUUGGUCCCUUGUUUAAUCCGAAUGGCGGCAUGAGGCAGUGGUGGGACGCGAUCAAACCCGAGUCCGCGAAGAAGCCGAUCACGGUCUCCGCAGACAACGCACUGCACCUACAAGCCCGACCGCUCGACCGUAUCGUCCACGUCUCGCCGAUCUUCAACGGGGGCAACGCGCGACAUGUGCUCUUUACCGAGUUCAAGAAAUUAAACGAGGCGAUGUCUGCUACUCCCAACCCGUUCUCACAGGAGACCCGCGAGCAAGUAGGCCAACGCUUCUGGCGGACCCUGAUCCUCAAUUCCGGUGGGUCCAAAUCCGCCUCUGCUACAAUGAGGGAUGUCGUCGCUCCACCAGAUAGCCUCGGACACGCGUUCGCGAGCAUGAUCGCGGAAGAGGCCAUCAUGCACCAGCUCGACUGCAGUAACAUAUCUGAGCUUCAGACGCCUGAGAACGCGGCGCGCUUGCGGGCUUCGCCAGGACUCAUGACUGCGUUGUCGCAGUGCGGGAAGUCGAAACCAUACGAAGAACUGCUAGCUAAAAAUUCCAUCGGAAGACGCUUUUUCUGGACCCAAGGGGGUAGGUUUGGGAUGACUGGGAUCGAGGACGUUAAGGCUAUUGAUCCGCAUUUGGACAGCCCUAUAGGGGACGAAGCCGGCGAUGGGAAUGGAAAGGGGCAAGACAAGGAAGAAGUAGAGAAAAGAAGGCAGGCGGAUUUGGGGAGGACGAUGAACGAUCCUAUGUCUAGAAUGAUGAUGGAGCAGUUUCAAGCGUUUCUCAACGAACGUGAUCCGAACGCGGCGCGUAUCCACGCAAAGGCUGUUCGCGGUAUGUUGCCCGAAGUAAGCGAAGAUACGCUAGGGAGGCUUGAUGGUGGUGUUAGAGAGGGCGAUUUAGUUGUGGCUUGCGUAGGAGGGUUUUUUCCGUAUAUUCUACGUCCUCAACGAACAAAAGAAGAAGCAAAAUCAGAAAAGGAAACAGAAACACAAACAGGGAUAGGAGAGAAGAAUGCUGGGGAAAGAACGGGGGAAGGAGCGGCCGAGGAAAGGGGAGAUGGAAAGAGCGAUGCGCAACCCACAGAAGCUACAUCGGAAGACUCAUCGACCUACGAGUUUGUGGGAGAGUGCUACCUACACGAAGCAAUGCAAGGCGAGGACUUCUUGUCCACCUCCUUCUUUGGAAUGAUGCGGUCCUUCUCUGUGGAUGUGUCGAAGCUUGUCGAUAUUACCAUCGUCUAAGCUACGUGUGCACCUAAACAGCGACAACGUUUGAAAGCCUUAGAAAAGGGAACAACAAGAUAGCAAGCGAUAGAGGGCUUGCCUAGUGCAAAAAGGAGGCAACAUUGAAGCCACAUUAGGGAUGUAGGUUUGCUCAACACACAUAUAGGUCCGACUUACACAUAGUCACAUAUCAACAUCAAGGGACACCUCGAUAAGAUGAGGCCCGCGUAGCUCAAUGGCUAGAGCGUGGGACUUUUAUUUCCCAUAAAUGAAAUCCCAAGGCUGUGGGUUCGAGUCCCACCGUGGGCGUUCUUUUUUUGUGCUAGCUCUAGCCUAGACGUAAGCAGUAAAUUAGAUAGUUAACUUAGAUGCCAUAUUAUAUAAUGCGCAGCCUUACAAGCACCACGAAGCGGAAGCGAGUAACAAGUAGCCUGAGUUUAAUUUUUUGCUUCUUGAAGCUAGAAGAGAUUGGUGUCUGAAAGCA